This is a messenger RNA of Seminavis robusta, 2139 nucleotides long. NCBI's taxonomy places the organism in Eukaryota, Bacillariophyta, Bacillariophyceae, Naviculales, Naviculaceae. The record is from the annotation of a GenBank genome assembly.
AUGACUACCCCAAGUGCCACCAAGCGCGCUGCGGCUACUGGCGUGAUCAUUGAGCGAGAGGAACCAUCUCAAACCAGCACUGGCGAGGAGCUGCUUUCGAUUCUCGUAGAGAACGGAGCGGCAAAGCUGACGAGCGGCACGUCUGCCACCAAGCUUCCAAGCGUCGCAUCUGCCAACGAAUCGUCCAGCAGUACCACUGUCGAGAAGAAUCCCGAUACUAGCACCAGUCAAAGUGGACAUGUAGGAUGCUUGGCGCCUACCAUGACCAGUGCCAGGACCCAAUCACUUGCUGGCAAGCCAGAUACAGAACCAGCGAAUACUACGCGGAAAUCUGUCGUAGACGAGCGGAACAGACAAACCUUGGAUGCAGCUGUCGCAGCAUCUUCCAGUGAACCGCCAAUUGAAGUCUCGGAGUCUGAACCAGGAGCAUUUGCUUCCGUCCCUGGCAACGAAGACGUACGCCAAGACACGGUAAGCUUUUCGCUCCUUAGAAGAGAUGCUUCGACUGACAACUUCCCAAAUCAGGAUGAACUUGGCCUUUCCGAAGCGGUUCCAGUCAAUGAUCAUCUUGGGCCCGAGAACUUACCAGGGGCCGUACCAAUGGAUCAUGCAGCAAGGAAGAGACAGCACGUUAAGAGCGCGCAACAGCUCAGAACGCUGCUGGGGUUGUUGGGACUCUUCUUAACUUUGAUUGUCGUCAUUGUGACGGUAGUGAUAGCAUCAGCCAGCGACGCAGGAUCUUCUGAGUCGCCUAGCCUCCGAGCGACUCAGGUGACACCAAAACCCCCAGCAACACCCUUGGAGGACAAUGUUGACACCCUGUGGCCUACCCCUGCACCAACCUUUCUCAUUCCAAAAGACUUGCUCCUGAACACAACCAUGGAAGCCAUCCUAUAUCCUCUGUCACCACAAAGCAUGGCUUACCAGUGCGUGUUGUACAAUAUGAUGGAGCAGAAGUAUGUCAUGGUGGAAAGGAAAACCAAUGAAACCACUUGCAACAGCUUGGGCAGGUUCACCAAGCUUAAGUUGAUUGUUCCUGGAAAUCCAAGUGACCUUCAAGGUGCAAUGCCACCUGAGAUUGCUCUUUUGCCAAACCUAGAGCAGAUCUACUUGCACGCCAUUGGAUUCAAUAAACCAAUGUCAGCAGCAGUCAUCCCUCAAAUGAAGCAUCUUUCAAACCUUCGCAAGCUGUAUUACUCCAGAAAUGGCAUCACAGGCACGAUUCCAAGCUCCACAUUUGAGAUUUUGCCUUCCCACACUCUUGAGGAGUUCUCUUUGAUUGAACCAGACUUGAAUGGUACAAUUCCCAGUACAGUUCAUGGGCUGUCAAAUCUGAAGAAACUGAGCUUAUCUGGGAAUCUCACAGGUACCAUCCCAUCGGAGAUAGGACUGCUCGCUUCCUUGGAGUAUUUGUUCCUUGGACAUAACCAUGAUCUACAGGGCACCAUUCCAAUCGAACUUCUGGAACUCACCAACCUUGAAACCCUCAGGCUGGACCAGACUGCAUUGACCGAAACUCUCCCAGAUGUAGGUCAAUGGAAUAACCUGACUGAAUUGCAGGUUGAGGCACAGCUAGCAGGCACCAUACCUGGAUCUCUUGAAGAUUUGGCUAAGCUGCAGAUCUGCAUCUUGAAUAAUAACGAGUUCACUGGGACUCUCCCCCCACUUCACCCGAUGGCCCCACUUGAACGGCUUGAGGUGGAAAGCAACCAAAUCACUGGCUCAAUCCCUGAAGCAUGGUUUGAUGCUUCUAGCUUCCAUUCCUCCUUGCUCUAUUUGGAUUUGAGUGACAACCUGCUCACAGGAGUGAUACCAGAUUCCAUCUGGUCCCUCACCAAGCUUCGCACCCUUGAUCUUGCCAACAAUGCAGGCCUUUCUGGCCUCUCUGGAAGCAUUCCUUCGGAGAUAGCCCAAUGCUCAAGCUUGAGGUAUCUUCAAAUGGACAACACUGGUAUCUCUGGCCUCAUUCCAUCUGAGCUGGGUUUAUUGUCCAGGUUAGAGUUGCUGUUACUCCAUGGCACAAACCUAUCGGGGAGUGUACCAACAGAGGUGUGCAUGCUGAAGGACGAGGGCCGUCUUCAUGAAUUGCAUGUCAACUGCACGACUGUCACAUGCGACUGUGAUUGUACAUGUUCCUAG